This is a messenger RNA of Acaulospora colombiana, 785 nucleotides long. NCBI's taxonomy places the organism in Eukaryota, Fungi, Glomeromycota, Glomeromycetes, Diversisporales, Acaulosporaceae. The record is from the annotation of a GenBank genome assembly.
AUGUGCGGUGGUAUUUCGUCAAACUCGGCUCUUGGACUGUUGCCAUCCCUGGCAGCCUACCCCAUCCGUGCUUCACCUCGUAGGACCUCCAAAAAGGUGAAGAAAAAACCCCGUAUUAUGCACAAACCGAUUGGAGACUAUCAACGACAAGAAGAACUCACUGAUUCAAGGGCUGAUACACCAACUCGGACGAGCAUUGACCACAACGCCGAAGCAGAAGAGGAGUUUGGCGCUUUACGAAAAACAGCAGAACGAUUUGCACCACGUACAAUCACCCAGAGAAUGAUUGCUGAAUCUUCAACUAGCAACUCUGCUCCAUCUUCACAACCCCCUUCCCGCUCCGUCUCGCCUGCGCCGCACAAAGCGACCCGGAAGGACCCGUAUGGGCGCUUUACCCAAAUGACGAUAGACGGUUAUUCCCCGACUCCUUCUUUUACAGCCGAAAGCUUUCAACAACUUGUCGAGCUUUCCAAGGCCCAAAAUAACGAUGAAGCUUCUACCCCGACCCAGUCUACCGCGCCAUCGGAAUGCGACUCGCAAGAUUCCGAGCGCUCAUCUGUCUUUCUCAGGGUACCCGAAAUGAAGAGAAAGAGAACUAGUAGUUCAGCGAGAACCGCUGGAGAGAGAGACGACGGUGCCUUACGACCCACGACCUUUUGGAAAAAUACCCCUAGAUCCGCCUUGGCGUCUCCAGCUUAUUCCCCUUCCACUCAUUUGAUCAGACAAGCCCAAUUUGUAGCAGCUGGAGUAGAAAUGACAGAACCUUCGGGAGAUAUUGCAGCACU